UAACCUUGGGCCUUCUGCCUUGAGGUUACGUGCGCGUCUGAAGCUAAGGCGAAGCGGAAGUCUCGUAAAUUGUGACGGCCCCUGUAAUUUCAGCCUAUAAAAUACCUGCAUACUAAUGGCUUGACCUCCCUCACUGCAACAAGUUCCAUAAUGUUCACUUCCCGUUUCGCCAUCACUGCGCUAUUCGCCUUCCUCGCUGGUGCCAACGCGUCAUGUUCAGCAUGUGAUAAUACUUUGGAAGUCGAUGGUGUGGCGCUUUACACGCUAGCCAACAGCACUGUUGAGACCAACGGGUACACACUUUGCACUUACACUAAUUCUAAGUUGGGCACUAAGGUGACCUGCGAGUAUUCGGACGCCGGCAUAUACGAAGAUGGGGAUGAUUUGUGUCCGCAUAUGGCAAGGGUGCAUACGCAUGGAUGCUAAGCAGGAUGUAAAGUGGAAACAGCUGGACGGGAUUAGCAUUUUUUUUUCUGCAGACAGCUGGGCACAUCAUUAGAUUCCAUCCGUUACAGGAAUUCCUUCCAUUAUCUUAAAUCAACCGCUUCUAAUAGUCGAUCUCAUUAAGCGCUUAUCUCAUUCAGG
Molecule: messenger RNA, 585 nt
Organism: Suillus discolor
Lineage: Eukaryota; Fungi; Basidiomycota; Agaricomycetes; Boletales; Suillaceae
Exons: 3
Coding region: 151-426 (91 amino acids)
Source: RefSeq, a predicted model, not a curated record